Messenger RNA from Wyeomyia smithii (pitcher-plant mosquito), 3717 nucleotides. RefSeq names its product dynein axonemal assembly factor 1 homolog (gene dtr). The record is from RefSeq and is a predicted model, not a curated record. Lineage: Eukaryota; Metazoa; Arthropoda; Insecta; Diptera; Culicidae. The transcript has 12 exons. Bases 275 to 3658 code for a protein of 1127 amino acids. Gene Ontology annotation, molecular function: protein binding.
CGUUUUAUCAUCCCGUUUGAGUGUCAUGUUUUAACAGCCGCCGGUAAUGUUGUUACCAAGCCGAUCAAGUUCAACUGAAGCCACUGUUGUCGACGACAAAGUCCUCUUCGAUAACUGCUCUGUGGGGACUCGCUUUCGACGCAUUUCUAUGACGCGGGUGAUGCAGUAUUUAGGUGCCGCUUGGCGUCAAUCAGCCGUGCCUACAAGCAAUUGGAUGGGUUCCGUCACCCAGAGCAACCCUUCGUUACGUUCUGCUGAAAAAUAAUACCAAAAAAUGGUCCGUGAAGGUGGCGAAGAUUUGUUUGGCCCGAAAAAGAUGACGAAAAAAUCCAUCGUCGAGUCGUGCAAGAAGAACAAACUGUACAUAACGCCUCACCUGAAUGAUAUCCUUUAUUUGCACUACUCCGGAUACAAUGCAAUAGAAUCGCUGGAGGAAUAUGUUGGCCUCAAGUGCCUCUGGUUAGAGUGCAAUGCUAUUUCGGAAAUCGGUGGUUUGGAGAAGCAAACCGAGCUGAAGUGCUUGUACUUACAAAACAAUUUGAUCACGAAAAUUGAAAAUUUGGAUAAAUGUAAAAAGCUAGAUACCCUGAACCUGUCUCACAACCAUAUCAAUAAGAUUGAGAACUGUGGUCAUGAAAUACUUCCCGUCCUCAAUACGCUGAACAUAUCGCAUAACUAUUUGAAAACGACAGAAAGCUUGGAUCAGCUGCGUUACUGUUACUAUAUUUCGGUUUUGGAUAUUUCACACAACCGAAUCGAAGAUAUUGCUGUUGUAAAGAUAUUGGGUGAUAUGAAAGAAUUACGCGUGCUUACUCUAACCGGAAAUCCAGUAGUAAAUGAAAUUCCAUCCUACAGGAAAACUCUGAUACUUGAAUGUAAAUCUCUCACGUAUUUGGACUCACGACCAGUCUUCGAUCGUGAUCGAGCUUGCGCGGAAGCUUGGAAACGUGGUGGUUACGAUGCGGAGCGUAAGGAAUUUCAACGAUGGAAAAGGGAAGAGCAGAAGAAAAUUCGACGAGGUAUCAACGCAACUCUUCGAAUGCGCCAUCGCGGCGGCGGAGAGCCGGAGCUGCUAAACACAAGUAGUGACGAGGAAGGAGAGACGGCGACGCCUUCCAAAGACAAAACCAAAGAUUUCGAACAGCUGCCGGAGAUCAACCAAAAAAGUAAUGAACAAGCAUGGAACGAGGUUGAGCGACUUUUUUGCAAAACUCCUAGUACUACCGGAUCGAUGGAGAUCUUUCAACGAUUCACACCCAAUAGAGAGGACGUAAAGGAGAGCAACGAUAUAUUGAGCGAAACAAAAUAUGAGGUGAAAGAGGAAGAACCUCCUCUUGAUCCUGUGUGUUAUCAACCCAGAAAAAAAUUAAUUGAAGAGAUAUCUUCGGAGGACGAAGGACCCGUUGUGGAUAAAGCUUGUCAGCAGUAUGUAAGUGAUGUUGGGGUUGAAGACGUGGAAGAUCCUGUUCCCGUUUGUUAUCAGCCGAGAAAAAAGUUAAUUGAAGAGAUACUUUCAGAAGAUGAGAAGCCCGUUGUUGAUUUACCCCACGAACAGUCAAUUUUAAGCGCUCAAGAGACCAAACAUCCUUUGGAAAUAUUGAAGCCUUUACGUUCUUUAAUUGCUGAAUCUCCAUCGGAUGAUUUUCCUGUUUCAAAUUACGGCUCUACAGAUGAUCAGCAUGCACUCGUCGAAGAAGUUUCUGACGAACAACCUGUAGCUUCUCCAAAUCUGGCAAAAGUAGAGAAGACUGAGCUGGAUGACGACAGAUUGAAUGUGGUAAUCGAGAGUAAUGCAGAUAUUUGCAUUACUAUGGAAUCUAAAGAGGGAGAACUAAUCAGCCGAGUUGAGUCGCAAUCGCCGAUAGUAGACGACGUGCAAACCUUAAUCUCCCUGUCCAUCAACCACGAAGACACAGAUUCAGAAUCGACCAUUGAGACAAGCGAACGAAACCACGACGAAGAAACCAAAAGCAUUUCCUCCGAUACGGACUCUUCAGAGGGGAAGGAUAUGUUUGACCAAAUCGUACCAAAAAAGAAUCGAAAGCUAGCCAUGAACUACAGAGCGAGUCCAACCAGUUCCAGUUCGGAAUCCGAGCAAGAUGAGAAGGUGGAACAGUUCCCGAAAAGUCUCAUGCGCGAGAAGUCAAUUGCUCAAUACAUCGAUGAGUACAAGGAGUUCUUCCGUUCCGCCAAUGUGUUGGAUUCACUACCGGAUGAACAUCAAAAGACGCAUACCGAAGUGAUACGUCCACAGACAGCAAAAACUGUGCGUACAAAUCCAGUCGUUUACGACGGCGUUUUUAAGGCUAUGGAACAAAACUCAAAUGAAGCUAAAAUUGCUGAAGUUAGAAGGGAAGUCGCCGCCUCAAAGCAAACACUUAUUGAUCGGUUACUUGAGCAGCAGAACUCGGUCGAUAUGAAUGUGGAACAGCACUUGAUAUCAAUUGGAGGGCAUAAAUAUGAUUUUAACGAGUAUAGAUUAGACACAUUUCGUAAGGAUCAAGAAAAGUUGCAGGGUUUAAUCGACCGGGUGAAUGCACAGAAAGAUCGAUACAAUGCUCAUAUUGAUCAGAUACACAGUCAGUUGGAGAAUAUCAUGGAAGAUUAUGGACAGAUCAGUGAGAAACUUAAAAAGAUGGACGAUUUUGUUCAAAGCAUUGCUGAAGAAGAGAUUCCGCCUUCUGACGCUCCGGAAGAUUUGGAGUCUUUGAAGGUUGAAAAUAUUGAUGAAGAGAUUCAGCACGAGAAUGUCGUUGAAAUCGAGAAUGAAACCCAGAAAUUCAUCGAAAAUGUUAUAAACAACGAUUGUCAAACUGAUCCAGUCAAUGAUUCGGCGGGCUCUUCCUCGGAAGAUUCCACAGAUGCAGAACAGUUCAGUCAACCGGACCAUAACCUAUUGGAGCUCCUCACGUCUCCGAAGCCUGUUCCUUUCAUGGAACCUGAGCUUGAUCCAGGGGUUGUGAAUCAGUUCACUGAAGAUCCAGUUUACCAGAAAUUCAUUGAGAUUCAACAGGAAAUAGAUCAGCUCACGGAAGAUGAGCUGUACAACGUCGUAACGGAGGCAGCAGGUGAACUCUCAGACGAUCCAUCAAUUGGUCAGUGCAUGAAUCGGGCGGUUGAUCAAUAUUGGAAGCGGUAUGACGAUGUCGAGGAUUUUCGCAAGAAUGUUAACCUUGAUGGCCAUCCAAUCAUUCAGAAGUUUCGGCAAUUCAUUCGCUGCCACGAUGAGAAACAGGAAAAUGAAGCGACAUCCGAAACGGUUGCUAACCUUGAUAAGGUCUGCCGUAAGCUGGAACGUCGUCUGUCGAACCAAUUGUUUGACGAAUAUUUAGUGUUGAGUCGUAAAGUUAGUAUCGCCACUCUCGGAGGAGAGUCAAGUGCGAACGAAGUUGAACUUAUAGAGGUUCAAGAAAAUUUGCUACCCGCAUCCGAUGUGGUUUCAGAGAGGACAACUGCAUGGGAUGAGGUGAAAAAUGAUAAUUUUGAGGAAAAUGAUGACAAGGUGGUUCAGAAUCAGGAACCUUCUGUGGAAAUUGCGGAACAGGAAGAUACUGAGUCUAAGCCUAUUGAUUUGGAAUCUGAAAAUAAUAAAAUUAACAUAGAGGUUCUCGUUGUUGCGUCUGUAGAAAACUGUGAUGUCAAUGGUGAUAAUUUGUAACUUGUAAUUUCUUUUUCUGUAGUAAGUAGCGUCUACAUUUAAUAAAUGCACAUUUGAGU